Thunnus maccoyii (southern bluefin tuna) is the source of this 595-nucleotide messenger RNA. RefSeq names its product matrix metalloproteinase-18-like. The transcript is spliced from 4 exons. The record is from RefSeq and is a predicted model, not a curated record. The coding region runs from base 56 to 595 and encodes 179 amino acids. Lineage: Eukaryota; Metazoa; Chordata; Actinopteri; Scombriformes; Scombridae.
UAUCUGAAUACUGAAGUCCAUUCUGAGUGUUUUCUCUUCACACAAGAGCAGGUUUAUGAACUCAUUUGUGUUCUUGUGUAUUCACAGCUUCUUCUGGCGUAGCUACCCUCAGAGCAAUAAACCUCAGCAAAGUCUCAUCACAACCUUCUGGCCUAAUGCCCCUGUCAACAUCGACGCUGCUUAUGAGAGCAAACAAUCAGAUGAUGUCCUACUCUUUAAAGAUCGUAAAGUGUGGGCUUUCAGUGGCUAUGACCUUGUACCUGGCUAUCCUAAAACAAUUUCCAGUUUUGGUCUGCCCAUAACUGUGGAGAAAAUCGAUGCUGCUAUGUAUGACGUGGAUUCUCGCAAGACUCUGUUCUUUGUGGGCAGAGAUUACUACAGUUAUGAUGAGACCAAACAGGCUAUGGACGAGGGAUUCCCCAAACGUGUUGAUGAGACCUUCUCUGGCAUGACCGGCAAGGUGACGGCAGCUCUCCAGUACGGAGGUUUCACUUAUCUCUACAGUGGACCCCAAAUGUUUGAGUACAGCAUGGCGAGUGGCAGGUUGUUCCGUGUGCUGGAAAACAGCUACUUCUUGCGUUGCACUAACUUCUAG